AUGACUGAAGAUACUUCCGGAACUCCAAAGCCUCCGCUCGAAUCCAGACUCGGCCGUGAUUCACCUUUCGAUUUUGGGCAGAGAUAUUUAAAGGACGAAAAACAGGUAUUCAAUUGCAAUGCUUGGGACAACGUGAACUGGGACGACGAACAAUUAGGAGAGAUCAAAGAAAAGAUAAGGUUGCAGCAAGAGCAUCCUGUCAGUGAUUUUGAUAAGCGCCGAUUCAAUGCACAGCCGGAGAAAUUUUGGGACUUGUUUUAUAAGCACAACCAGGAAAACUUCUUCAAAGACCGAAAAUGGUUGGAGAUCGAGUUCCCGGUUCUCUAUGAGGCAACUAAGAAGGACGCGGGACAUAAAGUGAUUUUAGAGAUCGGAUGUGGUGCAGGUAACACAAUGUUCCCGGUUCUCAGCAAGAAUGAGAAUCCGGGACUAAUGGUGUACGGAUGCGAUUUUUCGAAAGUGGCCGUUGAUUUAGUGAAGGGCAAGGAACAGUACGAAGGGUUAAAUAGAACAGGAAACUGCCAAGCAAGUGUAUGGGAUCUGGCCAAUGAGGAAGGGAAGCUUCCAGAGGGUCUAGAUGCUCAUUCAGUUGAUAUUUCGGUGAUGAUCUUCGUUUUCUCUGCGUUAAAUCCAAGCCAAUGGCACUUUGCGGUGGAAAACAUGAAGAAACUAAUGAAACCAGGCGGUAAGAUUUUAUUCAGAGAUUAUGCAAGGUAUGAUUUGGCCCAGGUUAGAUUCAAAAAGGAUCGUUUACUUGAGGAAAAUUUCUAUAUCAGAGGAGAUGGUACACGAGUGUACUUUUUCACGGAGGAUGAGAUUAGGCACAUUUUUGUGGACCAAUGUGGCUUUAAAGAGCAACGGAUAGCGACGGAUCGACAGCUAUUGGUCAAUAGAAAGAAACAAUUAAAGAUGUAUCGUUGUUGGCUUCAGGCAGUGUUUGAAGUUGGGUUGUGA
Molecule: messenger RNA, 954 nt
Organism: Brettanomyces nanus
Lineage: Eukaryota; Fungi; Ascomycota; Pichiomycetes; Pichiales; Pichiaceae
Exons: 1
Coding region: 1-954 (317 amino acids)
Molecular function (GO): tRNA (cytidine-N3)-methyltransferase activity
Source: RefSeq, a predicted model, not a curated record